UGUUUAUGUCUGUGCCUGUUUCUGUGUGUGUGUGUGCUUGUACUCUGUGCAUGUGUUUGUGUCUGUGUGUGUAUGUCUGAGCUUGUGUGUGUGUGUGUGUGUGUUUAUCUGUACUUUUGUCUGUGCAUGUGUGUGUGUGUGUCUGCUUGUGUUUGUGUCUGUGCUUGUGUGUUCGUAUCUCUGUGUGUGUAUCUGUGUGUGUGCGUGUGCGUGUGUAUGAGAUUUCUCCCCCAGUCUGUCCUUCCCGUGCCAACCACACACUCUCUGCCUGUCCUGAACCUGUUGCUAUGGCUCUGCUCUCUCUUAAAGAGACUUCUUAAAGUUUGUGCAAUUUGCUUCACUCCCCCUCCCCUCGCCUUUAUUUUCCUGCUGAAACACUGGGAGAUUGUCGGCUGAAUCCUAUUGUGGACAACAAGCAUUCCCUCUCUUGGCUCCUUCACACCAAACUCCUUAUAAGGCAAUCGUCUCCCUGGCAACGGUCCGGCUUCGAUAGCACUGUCAAAUCCCUGCACAUGCAGUCACUGACUCUCAUCUCCUGCUCUAUUCACAAAAAUCACCCUCGUAACCUCUCCUGGACCUCGCAUCUCCUCUUUCUCUCGCCCGUUUGCCUGUCCCAGCCUCUUGCAGCCUGGGGGCUGAGUCACAGAUGAGGCCACAGUCCCCCAUAACUUGUACCUGCCUUCAGCGGUCUCUGCUUAGAACCAGUUUGCGGAGGAUUCACGGAACGAACUUCAAACUUUGAGUUCCACUGACAGAUGAGCAAGCUGCACUUUUGUCUGCAGACGUAACUUUCUUGCUGGGCUGAGGAGUGCGGGGUGAGCCACACAGCGAAGAAGGCAUGUGAGGUUGUUUACACAUGACUUGCUCCCGGCCUCCCGGCGCGUACGUUUGCUCUCCAUCUAAGUCGGACUACUUCCUGGGGGAGGACAGCAGGAAUUGCACAGUCUAAGGACACCAACAAUGUCUAAACAACUCGCCGUGCAUUCCCAACUUCAGCACAGCCAGUCUGAAUCCACGGACACUUGUGCUUUCUGACUCCUCGCUGGUGCUCCCCGAACUCCAACUGGAUCUCACCUCUGUGAGGACAAUACUGUUCCUUCCCCAGUACAGUCUCAACAAGGUUCCAUCAUUCUGCCUCCUGCGAACUGUCUGCAGAGGAGCCUGGACACAAGGCGAAGGAGAGAGCGAGGGCCGGGCGCAGGUGAGAGAGGGGACAGAGAGCAUCGGAGCUGGUUAGAUGCCAAGCAGUGCAGAGAUGUCCAGCGCUGCCAGUGAGUGGGGAGACUCCCAGGAUGACAACAAAGCCUAUAGUCACAAUGGCACAGACGAUUCCCUGGAGAGUCCUGCACCGUCCUCCUCGCAGACUGGGGGCAGUGACCUGGAGCUCGCUGACCAGGACCGGCAGUGCAUGCAGGUUGACUGUGUGGUGUGUGGGGACAGAGCCAGCGGAAAACAUUACGGCCAGUUUACGUGUGAGGGAUGCAAGAGCUUCUUCAAGAGGAGCAUCCGCCGGAACCUGUCGUACAUCUGCCGCUCGAGCAGGGACUGCCAAAUAGACCAGUUCCACCGCAACCAGUGCCAGUACUGCAGGCUCAGCAAGUGCUUCAAGGUUGGCAUGAAACGUGAAGCUGUCCAGCGAGGACGGAUCCCUGCAGCUCAGUCCAGCCCUGGGGAGCUCUCUCUGUCACCCGGAGACCAGCUGAAAGGAAGCAACAUCUCAAGCCUCAUCUCUCUGCUGCUGCGAGCCGAGCCCUACCCCACGUCACGCUUCAGUACCCAGUGUACUCAGUACAACCUGCUGAGUAUUGAUAACAUCUGCGAGCUAGCCGCACGCCUGCUCUUCAGCGCCGUCGAGUGGGCUCGCAACAUCCCUUUUUUCCAUGAGCUGCAGGUCUCGGAUCAGGUGGCCUUGCUGAGGCUCAGCUGGAGUGAGCUCUUCGUUCUCAAUGCCGCCCAGUCCUCGCUGCCCCUCCAUAUGGCUCCUCUGCUGGCCGCCGCCGGCCUGCACUCCACGCAGAUGUCUGCCGACAGGGUGGUGACCUUCAUGGACCAGAUACGUGCCUUUCAGGAUCAGGUGGAGAAGCUGAAGGUCUUGCAGGUCGACUCUGCAGAGUACAGCUGCCUGAAGGCCAUCGCCCUCUACACUCCAGAUGCCUCGGGUCUCUCCGAACCGGCCCACAUCGAGAGCCUGCAGGAGAGGGUUCAGGAAUGUCUGGCUGAGUACGUGCGCUGUCAGUAUCCUCCACAGCCUCAACGCUUUGGCAAGCUACUCCUCCGACUGCCUGCCCUCCGCGCUGUGCCAGCUUCCCUCAUUGGACAACUCUUCUUCAUGAGACUGGUGGGGAAGACGCCCAUCGAGACGCUUAUCAGAGACAUGCUGCUGUCCGGCAGCUCUUUCAAUUGGCCUUACUUACCCACUCAGUGAAAGACCAGGACAGCCGUCGUCUCCCACCCACUCCAGCACCCUCACUGGCAAUGCCACAAACAUUACCAGAAAUCAUUUGUGGGACUGUUAAGUACUGAAUUAGCUAAAAUAUUUCAGUUAGUGCAGAUGUGUGUUUUUCCUUUGCUUAAAGAAAUUUGAGCUGUAAUUUAAGAACAUCUGGCCAGAUGGUAAUGGCCUGUCCACUUAGCUAAUAAGAGUUGGUGAUGCUGAGAGCUGGGGUAGGGGAACAAUCAACCAGUGUGCCUGUUUCACCCCUGGCUCUGCUUCCAUUCCUACCCGUAACCCACCCACAUCCCUCUCCCACCUGUCUAUAUUCGGACCCCCAUCCCUCUCCCGUAAUCCUGUUUCAAUCCCCAUCCCU
Messenger RNA from Mobula hypostoma (lesser devil ray), 2807 nucleotides. It is a transcript of the gene nr2f6a, whose product is annotated as nuclear receptor subfamily 2, group F, member 6a. Gene Ontology annotation, biological process: anatomical structure development; negative regulation of transcription by RNA polymerase II; cell differentiation. Gene Ontology annotation, molecular function: zinc ion binding; RNA polymerase II cis-regulatory region sequence-specific DNA binding; nuclear receptor activity. The coding region runs from base 1238 to 2425 and encodes 395 amino acids. The transcript is spliced from 3 exons. Lineage: Eukaryota; Metazoa; Chordata; Chondrichthyes; Myliobatiformes; Myliobatidae. The record is from RefSeq and is a predicted model, not a curated record.